Molecule: messenger RNA, 2439 nt
Organism: Naegleria lovaniensis
Lineage: Eukaryota; Heterolobosea; Eutetramitea; Acrasida; Naegleriidae
Exons: 2
Coding region: 1-2439 (812 amino acids)
Molecular function (GO): protein binding
Source: RefSeq, a predicted model, not a curated record
AUGAAAUCAUUGAAUACUUCCUUUGAAGCUCCUGCUUUUAAAAUUGUACCAUCUCAAAGUAAGAACACUUCUCGUGAUGAUGAUAAUUGUUUGAAACAAGCCAAAGAAAAUCAAAAACCAACCAAUCAUGAUUGUGAAUCGAUCACCUCCUCUUCUUUGAAUCAUCCUGUCAAUAAUGGUCCACCAUCCUCGUCAUCAUUGACUAGAAGAAGAACAAGAACCAACAAUGCCACUCCUCCUCCUCCUUCGAACAACCACAACAGUACGACUCAUUCCAGUCAUCGAUCCUCAAGUGCUCAUAGUCAAUGUUCGAGUUCAUCAUGUACAUGCUCCUCUCAAUCGUCCAUGACUACGAGUGCCAGUACGACGACCAGUACCACCACCACCAACACGACUCAUGGGUCAUCAUGUACAUGCUCCUCUCAAUCGAAUACAAAAACUUCUACUCCAACUUCUACUGCAACUCCAACUUCUACUGCAACUCCAACUACAACUCCAACUACAAAAACUUCUACAACUUCUACUACAACUACAACUUGUUCUACUGCAACUUCUACACCCAACAGUCAUGGUACCAUUCAACAACAACAACAACAACAAUUAUCGAACACAAAUAAUUCCCUGUUCGAUGAAGAAUUACUUUUAGAAGUGUGUGGUUCUGAAGAGGCAUAUCAAUUAUUCACAUCAUCCAAACAUCAAGAUCGUGAAGAGUUCAUGACUCGAUUGAUUCAAUGGAUUCAACAAUCUUCAAAUUUACCUCAUGGAUUCAUGCUAUUUCCAUCCGUACAUUUACCAAUUGAAAAAUCCAAAGUGUUAAAAGCUAUUGCAAUGAUUUUGAAAACAACACUUGCUGAUAAAACCAUCAAGAUUGUCAAAUUAGCAUAUUCAGCAUGUACUUGUUUAGUAGAAUCAGCACCAGUCAUACAAGCUAAAAACAUGACACAUUUAAAAGAAGGAUUAUCAUUAAUUAUUCCAUUAUUGAUGGAGAAAGUGAUUGAUUCCAAUGAUAGAAAUAGAAAGAGUGCAGUUUCAAUUUUAACAACAAUGUCCAAUGUAAAAGUCAUUUCAAAACUGGUCGUUCAAUAUGCAUUGCAAUCGUUGAAUGUUGUUGGUAAAGUACUUUCACCAAAAGCCAUACAAGGAAGAUUAUCAUUGAUUGAAUCACUCAUUCUCAAACAUGGAUUGUCUUGUGAUCAUUAUAUCACCACGAGUGUCAAUACUACUACUACUAAUAUAGGUAACACAAGUAAUAAUACUACUCCUACAAGUAAUAACAAUAACAAUCACAACAAUCACAACAAUCACAACAAUAACAACAAUAACAAUCACAAUAACAAUCACAAUAACAACAACCAUUCAACCCACCAUUCAACCACCACAUUCCAUCUCUCACCCAUUCCAAUUCAUGGUCCUCUUCUUCAAAUUCUCAAUGAAUGUCUCUCUCAUAAAACAGCUCAAGUCAAAGACUCGUGUAUGGAUCUACUCGUUACUAUUCACCAACGAUUAGGCAAAGAGUUAUUUGAACGUCAUGUCGUCCUACUCGACAAAUUAUCAAGUGCAUCGAUUCAAAAAAUUGAACAAAAACUUAGAACUAGAAAACAAUUAGAAGAAGAACAACAAGAAUCGAAAAAGAAAGAAAUUAUCAUUGAAUUCCAACCAGGUGAUAUUACACGAGAAUUAUUAUUGAAAAAAUCAUUAAGGAGAAUUCAAAAUGGUGAAUCGAUUCGAUCUUAUUUGAAAUCUCUCACUCAUUUACAUUUUGAUUCUUGUAAUAUUUCUCAAAUUGUGAAUUUAGAACAUUGUCCUAAUUUAAGAGUACUCUAUUUGUAUGAUAAUAAGAUUUCUAAAAUUGAAGGUCUAUCGAAUAAUAAGAAUCUCAUUCAUUUACAUUUACAUCAUAAUUUAAUUGAAAAGAUUGAAGGAUUAGAUCAAUUAGUGAAUUUACAAAAAUUAUAUUUAAAUCAUAAUCGAAUUCGUCGUUUAGAAGGUUUAAAUCAAUUAACAAAAUUAGAAGAAUUGUAUUUACAACAUCAAGACAUUGAACAAGGAAUGACCAUUGAUGAAACAGUCAUGAUGAAUUUAAAAUCCUCUCUCACCAUUCUCAAUCUCAGUCAUAACAAGAUGAAUCAAAGUAUACAUGCCAUUGCUACUCAUCUUGAACAUCUCAUUGAAUUAGAUUUGAGUAAGAAUCUCAUAGAAAUCAAUCAAAUGGAUUCUAUUUUACUUUUAUUACAACAUAAUACUCUUUUACAUUCUCUCAAUUUAUUGAAUAAUCCAAUGUUCAGUGAUGACAUGAUACAAAGUUACAAGAUUAGAGAUCAAAUCAUCAUGAAUAGUAGUUCUCAUCUCACUUUAUUGAAUGAUAUUGAAAUAUCAGAGAUUCAAAGAGAAUUUUUACUUUCCAAGAUGAAACAUGUAAUGAUGACCAAUAGUGUAUGA